This is a messenger RNA of Ceraceosorus guamensis, 6527 nucleotides long. RefSeq lists its product as hypothetical. Bases 230 to 6481 code for a protein of 2083 amino acids. The record is from RefSeq and is a predicted model, not a curated record. The transcript is spliced from 3 exons. NCBI's taxonomy places the organism in Eukaryota, Fungi, Basidiomycota, Exobasidiomycetes, Ceraceosorales, Ceraceosoraceae.
GAUUGGGUACUCGUAGUGCCGGGAGCUCGAAGGACUCGAGAUGCUCUCGACGGUGAGCGAUGAGCUCUUGUGCCUGCUGGGUGUCAGGGCAAGUCUUUCAUAAGGUGUCUCGCUGGCCUUGGUUUCGCUUUCCCCCCGUCACCCCCAUUCUAUCCUACCCCUCUACCCAACUCCCCUCAUCUGAUCCAUCCAAAGCCUGAACUUUCUACCAAUCUUAAGACCGCUCAAGAUGACCGGUCAUCGACGCAAGGUGCAAGCGCACCAGCCUCCUCAUCGCAGUCCGCCGCUGCCGACGCUCCAUGCUCGUCUUUUGAGCAUGGUGCUUCUCGCGACGAUGGUCUGCGUCUGGGUGUCGACUUCGCCCACGUCGGCGCGCGAUAUCAACCUGCGUGUGUACGGCGCUCAAAAGCGUAGCCCCGACCCCGUUGAGGCCGACACACAAAGCUUUGCGCACAACAAGCGCUACGAUGAGUUCGCUCUCGACGAGAGUCUUGCAAGCAAGGGCAAGCUGGAGCCGAGCACUCUCUCUGGUCGAGUCGAGGUUGGCGCCGCUACAGCGCUCGUCGGCCUUGACAAGCGCUCACCCGAGUCGGAGAACCCCAAACCGUGCGACCCGUGCUGUGCAAAAUCUUGCGCGUACUACAACAAUUGCGACAAUGUGUGUCUCAGGAACCCGACCUGCAAGGUCUGUCAGCCUCCUCCAAAGCCCACCGCAUGGAAGAGUCGCCGCGACAUAUCUAAUCCCCCGCACGCCGACCAGAGCAACGCGGGUCAAGUCUACGACAAGCGCGCCGCCGACGGCCCUUUUGACACCGGCAUCGGUACGUCAAACUCUCUGCAUGAGAGAAGCGCUGCGUCCAGUCCACCGCAAACCGAGCCGGCCGACUCACGCCUCUUUUCCAAGCGCGAGACCGUCGACUUGGUAUCGACCGCCGCUUAUCUCACCGAGCGCAAGACUGGACCAUGCGAGGCUUGUUGCUAUGCCACUUGUGUCGAGAAAGGUACCUGCGACAAGCCAUGCCAUGGUCCUAGCACGUGUAGUGGCUGUCCUGGUUUCAAGUUUCCCCCCGCGUACGCUGAACCGGCUGAUAAGCGAGAAGAGCUUCUUCUAUCGGCACGCGGAGACCUCAAGCACGGAGACGAAAACCACGCCUUGGACUACGUUAAGCGCAAUCGAGCCGACCCUUCUCAUGCGGCAACAGUCAACACUCUCGUACGUCGUGACUUGACCUGCUCCCCUUGUUGUCCCUCGGUCUGCGCAGUCUUUGGCUUGUGCAGCACCACCUGCCAUGGACCGUGCGACUGCGGCGUAGCCAAGCGUCUCAUUCCUGACGAGGUUGUCCACUUUGGCGAUGUCGACGCUCUNNCACGUCGCGACUUGACCUGUUCCCCUUGCUGUCCUUCGGUCUGCGCAGUGUUUGGUUUGUGCAGCACCACCUGCCAUGGACCGUGCGACUGUGGCACCGCCAAACGAUCGGCCAUCUUUGCAGAGAUUGCAUCUCGAGAGCAACACGAUGGAGAUGCCGUUCCGACCCCGGAAAGUGAUUAUCAGGCACACCGCGCUGCUAGUCGCGCCCCUCGUGCUCUCCCGGAGACUUCGACCGCGCCGGGACAUGAAGCCACUUCUCGCACUACGAAGCGGAGCGUCAUCGGUGGCACCGAGCCAAGGAACCUUCAGACAUCCAAUGGUCCAGCCAUCUUGCGGAAGCGCACGUGCAACGACUGUUGCAACGCCAUUUGUAUUCCCAGGAAAAAUUGCAACGAGCACCCAACCUGCGGUCCAGACGACUGCACAGACUGCCCACCGUAUGCAGCGGAAAGAUCCAUCGAAGCGUCGUCCGGCUUCGAUGAUGGAUCCGAAGUAGCCUCGAUCCUGUCACGAGACGACAACACUAGCCGCUUCGAGUCAGUCGACAUCUACCCGCGCGCUGAGGCGAGUCCACUACUGCAAGAGCUUGUGGAUUCGUCUGGUUUCCAGCGCCGCGACGUCCCGCCGCCGCAUCACAACCCGCCCAUUCAUUGCGCCAAAUGUUGCUUCAAGCAAAACUGCGCGCCGUCUACUGAUUGCAGCCAUUGUCCGCACGGACAGCGCCGUGAUACGCAUCUUGGGCUUCCUGCUUUGCACAAGCGUGGCUGUGAUGCUUGCUGCAACGUGCCUUGCGGAUGUGCCGGCAUCAAGAACGCCGAUUGCUCCACCUGCUCGGACAGUCUAAACGGAAUUGCGCCUGCACCUCAAGCAGGAUGCGAGACCAAAGCGUGGCUCAAAAGAAGCCCAUCGACAUCUGCGUCUCCAGAUCCGCCACUCUCCGGCCGCGAACUCAACUCGUUGGCCAGAUUUGAUGUGGACUCACGCGCACAGUCGCCACGACGUGCUGAAGAGGUCAUGGUCAGCCCGUACGAUUGCCCAGCGUGCUGCUCUUCGAAAACGUGCUUUGCAUGCUCAUGCCCCGAGCCUCCAUUGCUGGCGCUUGCUGAGCGCACGGCUGCAUCGCCCCUCACGAUCGACGCGGAUGUGAGCGCACAGCCGCAACGAAGAUCUGAGCAGGUGCUGGUCACCCAGUACGAUUGUCCGGGGUGCUGCAAUGCAGGAAUCUUGUGCUUUGCGUGCCAAUGCAAGCCUCCAGUGUUGUCGCUCGCUGAGCGCACGGCGACGUCGCCGCUCACGAUCGAUGCGGAUGCGGGCACACGUCCACAACAAAGGUCCGAGCUCAUGGAAGGAAGUCCAGAUAUUUGUCCUGCGUGCUGCUUCGAUCCUGGCUUCUGUAACGGCGCCUGCGGGUGUGGUGGGGCUUAUGAACCUCGCUCACUCUCUCUGCCAGGGAUACACUCGGUUGCGAGUAUCGCCGAAUCACCUCGAGCUAGAUCCGCUCACGCCGCUCGUCAGGAACCCAGUACAGCUUACGUAGCCAGCCUAGGCUCGGUGCUCGCAGGCCGAGGAGAGACUGGACACCAUUCGCGUCUUGCGACGAGGGAUGAGAACGACUGUAACACUUGCUGCGGUACGCCUGCAGGGUGUUCGGGCGAUUGCGACUGCAAAACGCCUCCGGUGCUGCAAGAGAUCGCAGCCCGCGUGCCUGCCACGGAGACUGAAAGCACUUCAGUGGCUCAGGCGCAGCCGCGCAGCGAGCUCGCGGCGAUCGAUGCGAACAGCUGUCCUGCGUGCUGCGCCGAUCCAGUCACAUGUGUCGAGUGCGAGUGUCCGCCGCUUCUCCACGCAAAGCUCGCCCACAGAGAGCUCGCGGUUAGGAACAACUGUGCUGCGUGCUGCGCCAAUCCAGACACGUGUUUCGACUGCUGGUGUGAUACCACACCGCCUCUCCACGCCAGACUCGCCCACAGAGCGCUCGCGGUCGCCCCAGUCAUGGACCUCGAGCGACGGGCAGAGCUCGCAAAAGGUGCGGGUAGUGUAAGCACAAGAGAUGGCAGCAAAGACUGUCCUCAGUGUUGCUUGUCUCAGUCGUGCGUACCUGGGACAGUCUGCACGGGCUGUCAGCCGCCCCUCACAAAUGGUCCCGGAGCGCCAUCAAGCAUCUUGAGCGAGCGCGCUGAGGGUCUACAAGCAGCAGACGGUCGGCUCAGUGAGCGUUCUGGAUGUCCGAGCUGUUGUUUGCACAACUCGUGCAGCCCUGGAUAUAGCUGCAGUCCGUCUUGCCUUGGCAACGCGCCCCUACCGCCAUGCAAAAAUUGCUCUGGAAGCGGCGGCGGAGGAUGGCCGCCCCCGCUGCGGCCGCGAGUAACAAAGGAUGUCGGAACUUCAGGGUUAGAACAAACGCUGAGGGAACGAAGCAGCCAUAAUGAAGAAAAGGAAAUUUCAGCACGCGGUCUCCCAGAGUCAGAAAGGAGUUUGACAGGGCGCGCCGAGCGCAGAGUUGCCCAAGACACACCAACUCUAGCGAAGCGCUCUUCGCAGGGUGGUGCAACUUUCUCAAUUGUCUCGGUCGCGUGUCCCACUUGCUGCCUCUUGAAGCUAGAGCCUUGCCCGGUAUGCCCUGUCGACUGCAAGCCGCCUCCUGCACUCUUUACGCGGCGCGCGAUCGAGACCGUCGAGCAGCCGCAAGUGGCAUCAUCUGCCAGUAUCAGCGAGGCGAGCGACGACAUGACCUUGCAUUCUCGUCAAGAGCCCCGGAGCACACAAGAUGUCAGCAUCUUGAAGGAUGUCACCCUGGACGACGUUCCAGAGCACAAAAUUCCAGCACCUUCAACUCGCAGCGAGCUGUCAGCACACAGUGGUGCGCUUCGACGGGAAUUCAACGGGCAGCCAAAGCCAGGAGAAGAGCUGAAUUGCUGGUAUUGCUGUCCAAGCGAAUGCGCCAAGCACAACGCCUGCGCCACGCCGUGCAGCAAUCAGGCGACGCAAUGCAACGGCUGCGGAAAGCUGCCGGGCCAUCCACCCGUCAAGCGAAGCGUGGUCGAGGUCGAUGGCGCCAUCGGCGCAGCGACACACAAGCGCGACACGCAAGAAAGAUCGAUACUUGUCCACGCCCCUACAUUGGACAGACGAGGAGAAAAGUUUCAGAGGUGUGAUAACUGCUGCCCUAAAAAAUGCGGCGCCACUCGCGGUGGCUGCAUCAGGCCGUGCAAUGACGAAGGUGUGCAGUGCAAUGGCUGCUACGGCCACCUCGUCUUGCCUUCUUCGCGCAAACGAAGCGAGAAUGACGUCGAGCGCGCCAUCGGCACAGCGCCAAGUAAGCGUGACAUGGACGAGGGUCUCACGCAAAGCCAUGCUCUUACAUUAGAAAAGCGACUUAAACAGAUAGUCAGAUGCGACAAUUGCUGCCCUAUCAAAUGCGCCGCGACGGGCAGCUGCGGCACGCCAUGCAGCAACGUAUUGGUUCAGUGCAACAAUUGCCCCGGACCGAUCAUCUACGGCCCUCCGGCAAUGCUCGGCAUCCAACACACCGAUAGCUCGACAGAGCAGUCAACAAUGCCUCUUGUCGCUCGGAGCCACACCAGUGAUGCGACUCGAAGCGUAAGCAUGGGUACAGCCCUUCUCAAACGGCAGCAAUUCGAGUACGUCUGCGCUUUCUGCUGCCCAGCCGUUUGCGCCCAGAAAAAUACGUGCGGCCAGCCGUGCGACCUAAAGACACAGUGUACUGGCUGCCCCGGGGCUGCUGUGCUCACUGCCAGGGCCGGUCUACAAGAUGUAUGGGAGCAGCAUACCAUCUCGUCGGGUUCUGAAAAGCGCGGAUCGGCACACUUGUCUGAUGGUCACCCGUCCAACGCACUGGACAAUAGAGAUGCUUCCCACUUUGCCGUAUACAGCAAAGUCGCGCUUGUGGCGCGCACGCUGCAGGCUGACACGAAGCGCUCUGUGCCCUCGGCUUCAGAGCAUUUGGCUCCAGCCGUGCUUGAAGGACGCUCGCCGGGAUUAGGUCAAAAGCCGGUGCCCUAUCGAUGUGACAAAUGCUGCGAAAGAAAGCAAAAUCCGUGCGGUGGAUGGGGUCAACAUCCAUGUUUGCCUAACCCGUGCGACAGAGCUGUUCAGUGCAGCGGCUGCGGCAGGGCUCCAGGUCCUCCUCCCCGCAAGCGCAACGACGAGUCCGGACCAAAACCUGUCCUCAUUGCUCCAGAGAAAAGGUCCGACGAUGUGACUCCACUCGAAGCAAGAACGUCUCGAUCGUCAACGCUCCUUCAAAAUACGCUUGAAUUGCAACGAAGGUCUCCCGCAAACAACGUUGGAAAGGAAGUGUAUCCCUGCGACAAAUGCUGCAAGAUAAAGCAGAAUCCAUGCGGCGGUCGUGGCCAGUUCCCGUGCAUUCCUAAUCCCUUUCCUUGUGAUCGCGCAAAGCAGUGCACUGGUUGCGGCAAGCCUCCACCCAUUAUAGGACAACCCCCAAAGGCGAAGCGCGACUCUGCGCGCGAUCUUCGCACACUGCAAGAGAGAAAAGACGUCCCCGCAGACGCGUCGCCCGAGAAGCGAUCCAACGAGGGAGACCAUCUCGAGAAGAAGUCUGAGCAUCAGUCGACGCCUCAUCGCAACCCACUAGAAUGGCAACGAAGGUCGCCUGCAAACCGUGUUGGAAAAGAAGUGCAGCGCUGCGACAAGUGCUGCAACAUAAAACAAAAUCCCUGCGGCGGUCGCGGUCAAGUCCCAUGCAUUCAUAAUCCAUUUCCUUGUGAUCGUGCAAAACAGUGCACUGGAUGCGGCAAGGCCCCUCCUAUCAUCGGACAACCUCCAAGGACGAAGCGGGACGCGACGCUUGAUCAGCCAGUCGUGCCGCAAAGAGCUAGCCGAGGUGUCAAACAACCCUUGGCCGCUGGAAGCCCUGCACCUGCGCUUCAAACGAGGACAAGCGAUGCAGCAAAGUCGGCUGUUGAUCGAUUGGAGAUGCACCGACGAUCCCCCGCAGGCGGAGCGGUGCCCGUAUUCCGCUGCGAUAAAUGCUGCACCGGGAAUUGCACCGGAGGUCCCGGCACUCCCAUUCCUUGCCCACCGUGCAAUCGUCCUGUCCAGUGUCCGAGCUGCGGUGGUUCAGUCUAAAUCGUCAGGAUCAACCUGGUCGUCGGCUUUUUCUUUGUUGGCGCUC